Messenger RNA from Drechmeria coniospora, 1818 nucleotides. Its product is annotated as ATP-dependent RNA helicase. Bases 1 to 1818 code for a protein of 605 amino acids. Gene Ontology annotation, molecular function: ATP binding; nucleic acid binding. The transcript has a single exon. The record is from RefSeq and is a predicted model, not a curated record. Lineage: Eukaryota; Fungi; Ascomycota; Sordariomycetes; Hypocreales; Ophiocordycipitaceae.
AUGCCGCCGUCCAUAACGCCCAACUCGGUAUGCUCCCUGUGCAUCUUCGCACUGAGCCGCCGUCCGGCAUCCCUCGGCCCACCUCGCCCAUGCCUCGGCCAGCGGCUUUUCUCACGCCAGGGUAAGCCGAGGCCGUCGCGUAUGGUGCUGUCUGACCAAGUCCAUCGAACUCCCUCGUCUCGUGAUGACCGUCGCUCGCGACCGGGGUCGGUCGCCGGGCCCUUUGCCGGAAUGAAUAGGAGAGUCGCCAACGUCGAGCCGAGAAGACCUUCGAGAACAGCGGACACGAACGCCAGCCGAUCCACAAGAAGAGACGGGGACUCGGGUCGAACCAACGAUCGGCGGUCGAAGGACGAUCGAAAGGCGCUCAAGAUGCAGCGCGCAUUGGCCACGGUAUCCUACAGCAAGAGAUCAUCCAUCAAGGAUCGCAUGCUGCAAUUCGAGUCCUUUGACCAGUUCGAUCUAUUGCCCAUCGUGAAGACGGCCGUGUCCGAGGAUCUGUUCAAGGGCAUGGUCGACAUCCGCCCAACGCCCGUCCAACGGUUGGCCAUCCCGGCGCUUCUGGGUUCACCAUGGGAAGAAAAACGAAACGCGGAAGUCGAGUCGUUUCUGCUGGCAGCUGAAACGGGUUCGGGCAAGACACUCGCCUAUCUGUUGCCGGCCAUCCAUGCCCUCAAGAAUGCCGAAGCAAAGGACCCUGACAUCUUGGCCUUCAAGGAGAGGCACGAGGCAGAGAAGGAGCGUCAGCAGGCCUCGGGGUUCAAGGGAAGGGCGUUUGAGGAACCGCACCCCACCAUGGCGCGGCCAAAAGUGGUCGUGCUCGUGCCGACGGCCGAGCUGGCCCAGCAGGUGAUGCGGGUGUCCAAGUCGCUGUCGCACGUUGUCAAGUUCAAGACGGAAAUGCUCUCGUCCGAACUGAAAGCCCAGCAAAUCCAGCGAAAUCUCUACGGGCCCAAGGGCCUCGACGUGGUCGUCGCCACGCCGCAUUUGCUCGCGUCCAUUGCCGAGUCGGACCCGAACAUUCUCUCCCGCGUCAGCAACCUCGUCAUCGACGAAGCCGACUCUCUCCUCGACCGCAGCUUCGCACCCGUCACGACGAGCAUCAUCGAGCGAGCGAUGCCGUCGCUGAAGCAGCUCGUAUGCUGCUCCGCCACGAUCCCGCGAAAGCUGAACAACUACCUGGCCACGACCUACCCCAAGAUGGUUCGCAUCACGACGCCCAACCUGCACGCCAUCCCUCGACGGGUGCAGCUCGGCGUCAUCGACGUGUCCCGGGACCCGUACCGCAACAACAAGGAUCUUGCCUGCGCCGAUGCCAUCUACACGAUUGGGCGAGAGAGCUCAGCACAAGAGGGUCUCGUCAAGGGUGAGAUCGACGUGCGGCGUGUCAUGGUCUUCGUCAACGAACGCGAAAAGACGGACGAGGUUGCCGAGUAUCUUCGGUCCAAGGGAAUCGAUGCUCAAGCCUUGCACAGGGAUACUCCGGAGAAGCGCCACGGCGAGAUUCUCGACGUCUUCACCUCGCCCGAGCCGAUGCGGGUACCAACGGCCGAGAACUCGGGACGGAAGCGCUCGCUGCCCAACGUCAAGGCCCUUGUGGUAACGGACCUGGCGUCCAGAGGCAUCGACACGCUGGCCGUCCGCCACGUCAUCCUCUACGACGUUCCUCAUACCACCAUCGACUUCAUCCACCGCCUUGGCCGAGCUGGGCGAAUGGGCCGGCGAGGACGGGGUAUUGUGCUGGUUGGCAACGACGACAGGAAGGAUGUGGUUUCCGAGGUCAAGAGGAGCAUGUUUAUGGGUCAAGCGUUGAUAUGA